Molecule: messenger RNA, 4099 nt
Organism: Fundulus heteroclitus (mummichog)
Lineage: Eukaryota; Metazoa; Chordata; Actinopteri; Cyprinodontiformes; Fundulidae
Product: N-chimaerin
Exons: 15
Coding region: 185-1564 (459 amino acids)
Biological process (GO): positive regulation of GTPase activity; signal transduction; regulation of small GTPase mediated signal transduction
Molecular function (GO): GTPase activator activity
Source: RefSeq, a predicted model, not a curated record
GAGUGGGGAGCAACGGUCUGUUGCCAUAGUUACCCCUAAAGAGAAGGCGAGACUGCUCACGUGACCUGGCAAGAUGGCGACUACAAUGCAGAAUGGGAUGUAAGUGAUCUGAGUCCCGGGGGGUCCGGAUUGUGGACGGAUUUGGCAACUGCUGGUCAAUUGUUCAUCAUACCUGGUGAUCAGAAUGGCCUUAAAUGUCUUCGAUCACGAUGAGUACCGGCCGCCAGUCUGGAAAUCUUACCUGUACCAGCUCCAGCAGGAGGCGCCGCACCCUCGCAGGAUCACUUGCACAUCAGAGGUGGACAACCGGCCGAAGUACUACGGGAGAGAGUUCCACGGGAUGAUCUCCAGAGAGGAGGCCGAUCAGCUGCUGAGUCAGGCUGAAGGAAGCUACCUGAUCAGGGAGAGCCAGAGGCAGCCGGGGACAUUCACUCUGGCUUUAAGGUUUGGCAACCAGACGAGGAACUUCCGUCUCUACCAUGACGGGAAACACUUUGUGGGAGAGAAGCGGUUCGAGUCCAUCCAUGACCUGGUGACUGACGGCCUCAUCACGCUCUACAUCGAGACCAAGGCAGCGGAGUACAUCGCCAAGAUGACCAUAAACCCGAUCUACGAACGUGUCGGCUACACCACGCUGAACCAGGAGCCCGCUCUGAGGAAACUGCUGCCGCUCAGCCCGGAGACGUCCGACGGACCCGUCCCCGUCAGGGACGGCCGAGACAGAGAGGAGAGGCUGACGUCUCUGGUGCGGCGGGCCACGCUGAGGGAGAGCGACAUGGUGCCCAAGUACGAGAAGGUCCACAACUUCAAGGUUCACACAUUCAGAGGACCCCACUGGUGUGAAUAUUGUGCCAACUUCAUGUGGGGUCUGAUCGCUCAGGGGGUGAAAUGUGCAGACUGUGGGCUGAACGUCCACAAGCAGUGCUCCAAAGUGGUUCCCAACGACUGCCAGCCGGACCUUCGGCACGUCAAGAAGGUCUACAGCUGCGACCUGACCACGCUGGUCAAAGCCCACAACACCAAGAGGCCCAUGGUGGUCGACAUGUGCAUACAGGAAAUCGAAGCAAGAGGUCUUCAGUCUGAGGGUCUGUACAGAAUAUCAGGCUUCAGUGAGCUGAUCGAGGACGUCAAGUUAGCCUUCGACAGAGACGGAGAAAAGGCAGACAUUUCCUCAAACGCUUACGAGGACAUCAACAUCAUCACCGGCGCCCUCAAGCUGUACUUCAGAGAGCUGCCCAUUCCCCUCAUCACAUAUGAUGCCUACCCACGGUUCAUAGAGACUGCAAAAAUCGCCGACGCAGAAAAACGACUGGAAUCUCUCCAUGAGGCCUUGAAGCUGCUGCCGCCAGCCCACAUCGAGACCCUGAGAUACCUCAUGGCUCACCUCAAGAGGGUCACCGACUACGAGAAGGACAACCUCAUGUCCAGCGAGAACCUGGGUAUCGUCUUCGGCCCCACGCUGAUGAGGGCCCCAGAACUGGACGCCAUGACGGCGCUCAACGACAUCCGAUACCAGAGACUGGUUGUGGAGACGCUCAUUACCAAUGAAGAUGUGCUGUUCUGAGAGCAGGAAGGAGGCUCUGGAACAAUGAACAAGACCAAGGAGGAAUAUAUGUCUUGAAGGACGUUUGUUUUAUGAAGGAAGGGCCCGUUUACUUUUAAAAGAAUCAGGUGUUGCCCCAUUUUUUUUUUUGUUGUUUUUUUUUAUGUGAUGUUUUGCAAUCAGCAAACUUGAAGAUGGUUAAGUUUUCGACAGGUAUUGAAAGCUGAAACUCUGAGCCUCGUCAGGUGAGAAUGAAGAACCGUAGCAAGUGCCCGUGUAGGGGAAACACUGGGAUUUGUCUUUAUUUCGUUUGGUUUUUAAAUCGGAUGCCUUGAAAGUUUUAUCUUAAGUUCCUUUUUCUGUUUAUCUUAAAAAACAUCUUAAUUGCGCAGCAAAGCCCAUAAAAAAAGGUUACAUUUCUAUAUUAUUUGGACAUUAAACGUUAGCAAAAAGGAAGGGGAGUUUGUGUUUGGUUGAUUUAGAUUUUUGUCUCUUAGUUGUAACAGUGCUUUACAAGUUUAAAUAACUGCACAUUUGUGAGGAAGUACAUUAGCGGGAUGAGCAGCAGAAAUGAGAACGAGGGUCUCACCCAUGAGAAACUAUCAACAUCUUCUCUCCCAAACAAAUUGUUCUGCUACUGACUCUUCUUUUUAGCUUCUGGUUCUCCAGAUGCUGAUAAUCCUCAAGCACCGGUGUCGGCAACAUCUGCACCACUAUUGAGGGUCCAAGUUAAACACAUUAAUUAAUGUCACAUUGUUUUUUUGUAAUCUCAAUCCAAUAAACAGCACCAAGCUCGGAUCAAUGGGAGGGUUAGCUACGCGUUUCACUCUCUGCUGCUCAUUUCCUAGCAAGUAAGGCACCAUUUAAAGGGAAAUAAGCAGAAAGCAUUUUUACAACAAAGUCACAAUCAACCAAACCGGACUUUUCUUUAUUUUGAGAUGAUUUUCAAUAAUUUAAAGAUAAACAAAUCUGCAAUGUAAUUUUUUUUAAUAUCCUUACCAUUGCCUUGGAGAGGAGAUCACUUUCCUGUCCUCAUUAUGAAGUCCUCUAGGAAAGAAGCAGUAGCGGCUUCCUGAAAGUCGACAGCAGGAUGAAUGAGCAACUCAAUUUGGACCUUUUCUGGUUUAAUCCCCCACAAGCUGGACUGUGACUACACAACAGCCUUUAAAACAAACCUUUUCUUCUCAUUGCAGUGCUUUGUUUUUAGUUUUUUUGUUGUUGCCGAGUAAUUACGCCACCAUCCCUGAGCCACAUCACCUGCCUUGUUUUAGGGCACUAGAAGGCCCAGGCGAGGGUAAAAGUGGCUUCGAGCAACGCAUAUGUUCUUCUAAUUGUUCAGUAUUUUUAGAGGAAAGCCAACAGAGCUUACCUGACUGAAAUUUAUUCCUGUAAAACCGUUAUUUUGGCUGAUCCAUAGCUAAAUUAUUAGCAACGUUAAACCUGAAGGGUUAAACACACACAGCUGUGAAGAAGGUUUGAUGUAAAGUUUCAACCAGGAAGUUGUACAUUACUGGUCCAACGCUGUUGAUAAUUGUUUGUAAUUUGAAGGAGUUUUCUUUUUAAAACAAGGUUGUGCCAUUUGAAGGGAUAAAAAUGGAGGCUUUUUGCUUGUUUCCCCCUCUUCAGCUGAGACUCCCGUUUACUUAUUUUUAACCCCCAUUUUUGUCGGGGGGGACGCUGUUCAAACUGAAGUGAUAUUGAGCCGCAGAAAUAAAGAAGCAAACAAGCCUGGUUGGAUGUAUAUGGUGGGGAACGUCAUUAUGUUUCUAACAACUUUUAGUUUUUUUUUUUUUUCAUUGACUAACCAAGUACUAACAUCAGAUAAUUGCUCUGAGCCUUCCGCAAUCUGUGAAACCUGCUUUUUUUUAUUUUAUUUUUUUAGCGUCAUGAAAUGUCAAUUUUCAUUGUCACUGCUGUAAAUCACAGCAUCUCAGAAAAGUGAGAAAUUAAAACUAUUGUCUCUUUUCAUGGGAUACCAGUGAAGUUAGGACACCCAAUGCAAUCGGUGUAUAGCUUGUAUAACAGUGUGGAUUUGCUUAUCAGAUUCUUAUGGUCUAGCUAAAGAUGUCUGUUUACAAAGGACAACCUCUGAAUAUGGCACGGAGUACGUCCACUCACCUAGUUUGGUCAACCAUGGCGGAUUCUGUCCAGCUAAGCUGCUGCUGCCGCUCCGUUUCAGAGUCUUAGCAAUCUUCUUACACCAUCGGCCAUCUUUGUUUACAGCAACAGGUUUUUGUUUUAGAUCCUCAAGAUCCAUGAGGUGCCAUGUUGAGACCAAUUUGGAGAAGACUGCAAAUUCACUCUGUCAUACAAGCUGUACAUUGGCCACAUUGCGUCAAAGUGUCAUGUGUUCAGCGUUGUCCCAUGAAAAGAUGUGAUAAAAUAUUUGCAAAUAAACGUGAGGGGUGCACUCGCUUUUGUGAGAUGCUGUAUCUUCUAUGGUUUAUGCAUGUUGUAAUUAAAUUAUGGCUUUCGACUCAUGAUCUGAAUGUGAUGUAUUUAUAAUAAAAGAAGCUGGCUGUUCAAAGUGCUUUAUUCAAGCAUAUUAAUUAAAAA